GUGAAAACAAGAAAAAAAAUUGCAAAUGAUGUAGUUUUUGUUAAAAAAUGAGUGCUAAUUUCUGCUUGUUUCGACUGUAAAAUUUGUGUAACAGCUUUGAAGAGUGCGAAGGUCGGCAAAAAGUGAAAUCGCCACCAACGGAUUGGCAAAUCGGUGUGCUGAAAGUACAUUUGCGGGGCGAUGUUUAUGUUGUGAGAUUGUUUUUUUUCCUUACGUAGGAUCCGUGUCGCAUCAGAAGAAAGGAACAAGAGGGACCAAAUUUCGCCAAAUGAAUGUUUUCGGAAGUGGGCCAUCGGGAAUUGUUGGCAGACGGAAGCAGCCCGUGCCUGCCGCCCCUGAAAUGUCUCCUUUGUGGACAGCUCGGUAUGAUUACCAAGCCCAGGGCGAUGAUGAACUUUCCCUCCGGGUUGGCCAGAUAGUCUAUGUCCUUUCGGUGGACAGCAGCAUAUCCGGGGAUGAGGGUUGGUGGACGGGAAAAAUUGGGGACCGAGUUGGAAUCUUUCCAUCUAACUUUGUCACGAAUGAAGAUCCUACCGUGCUCAAUGUUCAACCGGUUGAGAUAAAGUUUGGUCAACUAGAUUUGAAGGAAGUGAUUGGGGUUGGAGGAUUCAGUAAAGUUCAUCGUGCCUUUCUUAAGGGUGAAGAAGUUGCCGUCAAGGCCUCCCGUCAGGAUGAGGACAUCAACGUUACCCGAGAGAAUGUCCUGCAAGAGGCCAAACUGUUCUGGUCUUUACACCAUCGGAACAUCGUAGCGCUGAGGGGGGUUUGUUUAGAACCACCCAAUUUCUGUCUAGUGAUGGAGUACGCUCGAGGAGGAUCGUUGAACAAGAUUUUAGCUGGCCGUAAGAUUCCACCGGAUGUUUUGGUCGAUUGGGCAGUUCAAAUUGCUCGUGGAAUGAAGUAUCUUCAUUGCGAUGCACCUAUAUCGGUCAUUCAUAGGGAUUUGAAAAGCUCAAAUGUUCUUAUCAGUGAAGCAAUAUCGAGUGAAAACAUCAAAGGUAAAACGCUAAAGAUUACGGACUUUGGAUUGGCACGCGAGGCCUACAAGACAACCAGAAUGUCGACCGUUGGAACCUUCGCUUGGAUGCCUCCGGAGGUGAUCAAAUCGGGAACGUUCUCCAAAGCUUCGGAUGUUUGGAGUUACGGCGUGCUGCUAUGGGAAUUGCUAACCGGUGAAACCCCAUAUAAAGGAUUUGAUUCACUUUCUGUCGCGUACGGUGUAGCCGUUAAUACGUUAGCCCUGCCAAUACCUAAAACGUGUCCCGAGUCUUGGGGAAAACUCAUGAAAUCCUGCUGGGAAUUGGAUCCGCAUCGACGACCGCCGUUUAGGGAUAUCGAGAAGGAUUUAGAUAUUAUCGCACGUUCAGGAUUUGCCCAAACGCCUCACGAGUCAUUCCACACGAUGCAAGACGGAUGGAAGAAGGAAAUAGCCGAAGUCCUCCAGGAGCUGCGAAAAAAAGAGAAGGCAUUUAAAUCUAUUGAAGAGGAAUUGCGCAGCAAGGAGGAGGAGCUCGGUCGGGUGCAAAGGGAACAGCGCUGCAAAGAGGAAGAUUUGGCCAAGCGUGAACAAGAGCUCGAUGCACGUGAAAUCGAACUUUUGGGACGUGAGCUGAACAUUAUCAUCACCCAGAAUACCCCCACGCCAAAGAAACGGAAAGGGAAGUUCAGCAAGAGCAAACUGCGGUUUCUCAAACGAGAGCCAGGCCAAAUUUCCUUACCCCUCGAUUUCCGCCAUACAAUAACGGUGCAGCACACUCCCAUUCGAGAUGAAUCUCGGCAACGUACGGACACACCACCCGGUUCUCCUGCCACCAGACUGAGGGCCAUCGCACUUCCGGCCGAUGGUAUGAAAGGUAAAACCUGGGGACCAUCGACUCUACACCAGCGUGAGCGAGGUCAUUUGCCAGCACUGCGAACAACGGUCCGGACACCCCAUUUCAGUAAAAGUGCCCCAAAUCUGGACAAGUCCCGCAUGGCCAUCUCGGCCAGUUCAUCGCGUAACGAAAUCCUAGAAUACGACACGGAUGAAUGGUUCCCGUCUAAUCUAAGUGUUGUCGGUGAUACGUCGUUGAGCACGUCGCUCUGCAAUAGAUUGACCCGUUUCGGAGGCAUUCCCAGCACUGUUCCGAUGCCAACGCUUUAUGCUUCCGAGGGCCAGCGCAAACCAAAGUUAUCAAUCAUAGAGUUAGUAUUGUACAAUAUCGCCUCGAUGCUGGCCGGAGUCGCGUCUGGGUAUGAUGUGCGGAUAUCGAACGUAACGCCGCUGCAUCCAAGACUUCAUCCGGUGCCUCCGUUUGGGGAAAUUUAUCAGUCACAGUCUAGUCCCUAUCGCAAUCUACCACAACACAUGCAGAUGCAGCCCCAAUUAACCAUACCACCACUUAUAGACAGUCACUUAGAGGAAGAAUAUGCCAACAUGCGUAGCGAAAAGGCGUAUAUUCACAAUACGUAUCACGCGCCCGGGAAGCAUAACAGGACACCUUUGUCCUCGCUGAGUCCGGAACGGCAUGAUAUGGAGCGACCAUUGCGAUUUACCGACUCACCCCAGCACUAUUUACCCUCGACGAUGUCAACAACCAGUGGCCUGGGUUCGAACUAUACGCCCUCCGGUCCGAGCUCAUCGUUGAGCGGUGGAUGUGUUGGAACUCAACCUCCCACGCCUUCGCCCCGACGGAAAUCGAGCACAACUUCCUUCAUCGAUUACUGCGAACUGCCGGAAGAGGAGGAAGAAACCAAAGCCGGACUCUAUGUGCCUGAAUGCGGUGAAUACGAAAAUUUCCCGUUGCAACACUUUCAAAGCAAUGCCCUAGUGUCGACGAGGGAAAAUGCAGGAUAUUUUGGGUCUCAUUAUUUUCCAUAUCGGCCGGAAAUAAACUUCGCAUUCGAGCGUGAUACUAAAUCAUACAGCGGAGAGCAGGUGUAUGAGGACCAUCAUUACGACAGUGCGUCAUAUCACGAUUAUGCCUAUGAAGGAGGGAAUGUGAAUUCUUUGAGAUUCAGUGCUCCGCGUGUACCAACAAUGGGUGUGAGUGCGACCGGCCAUAGAAGGACACUGUCGAAUGUAUCAACUGGUGCUUCUGUAAAUAGUAUUCAUCAAGGGUUUCAAAGCGACCACGAUGUCGUUGUUUCAAUGGUGGAUGAUGCUGUUUACAAUAUGAGUAAUUUCUUUAUUGGAAAAAAUCAGAGUGCUGUUAAACUGCCCGAAACGUCUGGUUCCAUUCCUAAUCGCAUUCGUGAAUACGAAAAUACUCCAAGCUAUUUUAAAAGACAGUUUAGUUUAAAUGCUGGGUAUUCGGGUCAUUUUUCAAACGAGUAUAUCAAUAUAACUAAUCAUGAACGGCCCGCUAGUCUGGGCUUAGAUCAUGGUGGUUUACCUCCUUCUUCUGGGGCUGGAACUCAGGUGAAGCUUAGAUCUAGUUUGAAGAAAUACAACUCACAGCAGCAACAACAGCAUCAUAACAAAUACAGUACUGGCUCUAGUGGAAGUUGCGGGAUACCUGUAGCUACCAAUCCUACGCCACCGGAUAGUCUCACCAGUGAUGACAGCUCCUACUUGAGCGCAAAAGAUAAUUCGUCUUCGAUGUCGUCACAAAGCAGGGUAAGAUUCACUCCUGAACUACUGCUGGAUAUGGUACAACUGUCAGGGCAACCGGUAAAGGUACCAUCGACUGACCAUCUCGAUUGCAAUCUGCCCGUUGAUCGUCGGCCUUCGAACGCAGCCACAGCAUCUGGAACUCCAACUUCUCUGGGCAAUGUGUCCUUAACAUCGGCACGUCGAUCUAACCCCAGUGAAUCCGAACAAUCCUAGCAGUACGUCAAAACCUAUAUGGUGUAACUUACAUUUUACUUAUUCCUUUUUUAUUCUGUCCAUGGUGCACCUUAUGAAUUGAGCACUUUUUACUGGAAGAAUGAGAUGUAAGAUUAUGUUCUAGAUGAUUUCUCAGCAGUUAAAGGUAAAUAAAAAAAAUAAGAACAGCAUUCAAUACUCAGUCAAAAGUUAAAUACAAAUACUAUGACCAGGCGUGAAAUACUCAUUCGUGACCAUUCAAGUGAGAUUUUCAAAUUACAGAUGGAAAAUUAGCUCAGUUUAUAAGGAUAUCUAAAAAAAUCUUUUAUUAUGAUUCUAAUUUCUUGUGAAAUGAUAAAAGAUCUUUUAAGAAGUAAACAGGCAUUUGGCACAGCCAACAUUGCAACUUUGCUUUGUUAUUUUAUCAUUUUUUCAACUGGUUUUGUUACUGUUGAAGAGAAUGUAUUAUUUGUUUUUAUUAAAAAUUUAUUUUAGAAUCUAUUGCUUCUAAUAAGAGCUUAACCAGUGAAAAUCUUAUCUGUCGUGCGUAACCAGUGACCCGAAAUGUGCACAUUAAAUUCUAGGGAAAGCUUCCAACACAUAAUGUCGAACCUCAUCAGAGGUCAUAAAAAAUAACAUUUUCCGGUGGGUGUAAUGGUGCCUAGCGUAACAUCUUUAUUGUUGAUUUUUUUCGCUCUGCACAGCUCCAUGAAUCAAACGAUGGACUAAACCGACCCUAUCGCUUCGCAAUCAAUACAAAACCGUGUUAACUUUUGAAAAUUUAUGAACCUUCGCAAUCCUCCUUGGUUUUACUUUCCGGAAUCAACCUAAGGUUGAAAAAUUCAUGGAAUGGUAUUGAUCCCGGUACAGUAUAAUCGGAAAACCUCCGGACAACAGUCCAGUGGAAAUCCGAGCUUGCUUCUUUUCAAACACCAAGAUGGGGUCGGUUGGCAAUUGAGAAAAUACGUGGUCAUCAUAAAUAAAGAACCGAAAGCAAUCCUUCCGCGAAAAAGGUCAAAUUCAUACGGAACAUUAUAAUGGCUGCUUUCCGCAUACGUAAGCGUUGGGAUGCAUGAACCAUAUUCGUAUAUGUGUUUCUAGCGACAUCAUCGCCAUCAUCAUCAACAUCAUCAUCAUCUUCGGUGUCGUUUCGACGGUGCUGGCCAUUUUCACCCUCCCGGGGAAAAAAUGCUACGAAACAAAAAACGGCUAACGGAUAUGGAUUUGAACGUAUGUUCCUAUACCAACACGUAUGUUUGGUGAUUUUUCCAGUUUGCCGUAGCGUAAAGCGGGACUAAAUCAACUGAAAGGGAAAAAUAUAUUUAGAAGAAAAAAAAAACCAUCAGACUCUGGCAACCGUAAAAAUGCACGGAUAACAGCACCGUCAAAUUCAUAAAAUAACAAAAGAAAGUGAGCCACUAAUCCGAGAUUGUUCACGAUGUGCAUCAGGCGUGCAAGCAAGCAAGCAACCGAACUACCAAAUACGAAAGGAGCCAGGAAUGCAUUUUCUUCCUGUACAUAUCUAGGACCAAUAACAAAACGCGAUCUGAAGGAAGGCGAACUAAAUGCUGUUCUGGCAGUUUGCGUAUUUAGUUAGAGGGUAUCAGGGAAAAAAACAAGUUGGCUCAUCACGUACGGGAUUCAUUCUAACUAGCAUUGUUGAAAAAAAAAGUACAUGCAUACCUGGAUAAAAUCUGAUAGUGCUAGAAUUAAUAUGGAAUUUAGUAAAUACGAAUUUUUCCACCUGAUGAAAAUUAACAUGUUUGACAAAGUGGUUUGUGGCUUUUUCUACACUAUUUUAGAAGAUAGAUCCAACUGAAGCUCUACUUAUGUAGGUACCGUUAUUGAAGGAAAGGGGAACUCACAAUAUUAGAAAUCGAUAAAUAGCAACUUUGUUUUUGUUUUCAGCUUAUGGAAUUCUAAUUGACUAUUCCAGUACAAUUUGUAUUUUUUUAAAUAUUUGUUCAUGCGUCCUUAUUUAAAUAAACAUUAAAAUAUUAAAAAAUCAAUAAAAAGUUUCCUUACACAUGUUAGCGUUUCUGUCCUAUUUACUAUUCUAUUUCAGUAGGUAGUAUUGAAACAGCAUUCAGCUCUCGCAUUGAGUAAUUAUUAUUUAUUAUAGGCUUUAUGACUUUAUGGACCCCAAAUUAGUUUUUUAAAAUGGAAAUUGUUUCCGGAGGCUCAAGUAUGAAAAAACCACAUUUGAAGCAAUUGCCUAGUGUCUUCAGUUGAAUUAUUGGUGAAAAUUUCUGGAACCCAAUAUUUAACUUGCAAUGUGUAUUUAUGUGGCCAAUCGAUUUGAGAUAUUCAUCGGACUCAGAAAUAUUCUAGUAAAUGUACGAAAUACUAAUUGCACCACCCCAUUUUUGCUACAGAAUCAACUUUGUUUCUUUGAAUUUACCAUAUUAGAAAUGAAUAACUAUGCCAGGAACCAUUCAAAUAUAUUAUUGCAUUUUCAAGUGAUUUUUAGGAUUUCACAACGUUGUUUAGGUAUGUAAGCAUUCCAGAUUACCCGGUUUUAAACGGGCGUGCCCGGAUUUUCAAAGAGAAAAAAUUGGGAAAUACCUUGUUCGGUCCGGUUGCCCGGAUAUCGAGAAAAAAGCCCAGAUUUUGCCCGGAAUUUUACAUUACUUUACCAAAAUCCAAGCCUAAAACUAAAAUUUAUUUCACCAAGUUUAUAAUUUUUGCAUAAAAUAACAAAUUGUUUUUAACUUAUUUGAACGAAAUAAAUUCGCAUACAUUUUAUUGUAUUGUAAUUGUAUGAUAAGAUUUGAACGCUGCCGCUGAUGUACCUUAGUGAAAAAUCACUUUUCGUGUGUUUAUUUUUCACCUUUUCUGUUGUCUUUUUAUGGAAAAUGCCUGAAUUUUUGCCGGAUUUGAGGUUAAAAUUUAGAACCGUAUGCCCGGAUUUUGCCAGAUUUAGGGUAAAAAUACCCGAUUUGGCCCGGCCCGGAUACGUACAGAAAAAAAAUACUUACAAAAGGUUUUUGUUCUAACUAAUUUAGGGUACCAUUGAAGUUAAAGGAAAAUUUCGAUUCACUUGUUCUCAAGUCGUUUUGUAAAAUUAGGAGAGAAGCAGCCAACUUAUAUGCGCCUUUUAUGCAAAAUCCUGAUUUUAACAUCUAUUUUAUCAAAUAUUUGUAGAAAAACUGUAUAUACAAGAGCAGACAUCUGUUUUCUAUACAUUGGAGUAAUUUUUAUGUUGAAAACGUCUUCAGUUUUCAAGAAAACGUUUUCAGUUUUCAAGAAAACGUUUUAAUAUACCUAGGGGAAAGUCGGGCAAGACGGACACCCUAAGGUAGAAUCGCAAUAGAAAACCAGAUAUUGCUAUUUUCAUCGCAGUUUUCGUGCAGAUGGGCAGUUUAGGUUGUUUACUAUCGCAUUAACCACUGGAAUUAGUAAAUUUCCUUCAUCAAGACUGUUUUUAUAGCCAUCUAAAAAAUGCUUGCAAAUUACACUUUUCAAAAAUGGUCGGGUAAAACGGACACUGUUCAGAAAAGGUACAUUUUGCCGCAUUAAUUGCUGUAAAUGUAGAUAUUUUUUGUGAGUUAAGUAUAAGAAAACGUGUUUAAACCAAAAUGGAACCAACAUGUCCGAGUCCAGAAGCGAAACAGUGUGGUUUUGGAAUUCCGUAUUUUAUAGGCGGUUUCUUCACUGGAGAUCCUGUUUUUACAGUUUUUAUGACCUGUUUGAGAUGUUGAGUGCUUUUCAACCGGCAAUUGCUCUUGCCAAGGUCUUCUGGAGGCAUAUGGAGGAUCAAACCGAUGAGAAAUUUAAAAUACCUGGAGAAACUUAUGUGUCCGUUUAACCCGACCUUGAGGUGUCCAUCUUACCCGCCUUAGCAACAUUUUUUCUAAACGAUUCAUGUUCAAGCCCUUUGACCGAAACUCGCCAAUUUUCCUCCAUAUGGUUAAAAAGUAGCCUAAUAAACACUCUUCCUUUGAUAACGAUUGACAUUUUCGAAAAUUUUGCGAGUUAUGAACUAUUUUUAUGAGGAGAGAAAACAUCAAAUAAUGGAUUCUCAAAGUUUUUGUUUGUUUUGUUUACUAUUAUCGGACCUUGCUUGCUAUAAAUAAACAAAGGGUCUUGAAAGUGUUGAUACACUCAGGCGAACAUAUUCCCAUCAUUAGAGUAGUGCCAAACAUUGUAAUUCUCGAAAUAUUGAAAGUGUCCGUUUUACCCGCUGUGUUCGUCUUACCCGACUUUCCCCUACCUAAAUGUUGUCUAAAUUGCCGGACCGCGAACCGUGAGGGCUAAAUGCGCCUGUGGGGAAAGUCUGGUAAACCGGACACUUUCAAUAUUUCGAAAAUGACAAUGUUUGGCACAAAUCUAAUAAUGGGAAUAUGUUUGCCUAUGUUUAUCAAUACUUUCGAGAUGUUUUAUUAUGUUAAACAAAAACUUUGAGGAUACGCAAUUUGUUGUAUUUUUCUCUACUCAGAAAAUACUCCAUAACUCGCAUCAUUUUCGGUAAUUUUAACCAUUUUCAACGGUGGAAUGAUGAUUAGGCUUCUUAAUAAAAACCUGUAGGAAAACCGACGAAUUACGGUAGACAGGCUUGAACAACAAAAGUUUUGAAAAAAAAUAUUGCUAUGUCGGGUAAGACGGACACUUCAAGGUCGGGUAAAAUGGACACAUUAGUUUCUCCAGGUAAUUCACGGGAUAAAUCGUCCAACCGGAUAAAAUCCCCGAAAAAAAAUCCAGGUAUUUUAAUUUUUUUAUUGGUUCGAUCCUCCAUUUGCCUUAAAAAGUCCUUUGCAAGAACAGUAUCGUAAAGCAUUCAUAAUCUUAAACAGGCGAUAAGAACUGGUAAAAGUUGAUCCCCGGUGAAAAAGCGCCUAUAAAAUGCGGAAUUCCGAAAACCACGUUGUUUCGCAAGUGAAUUCGGACCAGUUGGUUCCAUUUUGGUUCAAAAACGUUGUCAAAUGUUUAAUUCACAAAAAUAUGUACUUGUACAACAAAUUUUCCUCCAAAAUCUACCUAUUCUUCGCAGUGUCCGUAUUACCCGACCAUUUUUGAAAGGUGUAAUUUGUUAUCUAAUUUGACUGCUAUCCCGGAUAUUUCGGUAUAAAAAAUCUUACUCAAACAUAUGACAUUCAGUUUUGGCUAUGCUUCGCCUUCGCUAUAUUUCAUUUCUCAAUGAACCGAUUUUUAGACUCAAAUUUUAGUUUUUCCGUUAGUUUGACUAUCAUUUCCAUAGAACAUCACGGUGUGUUUCGUAGAAGGACUUAAAGAAAAAAAAUACAGUAACGCUAAUUUUUGCAUGGGUAGAAAGUAGAGCUUCUUCCGGUUCAUUUUCACCGAAAAUUAAAAUAUUUUUUCGGUGACCCCCCAUACAAAAUAUUUUUUUGAAAAUUUUCUAUUUGAAAUCUUCAAAAAAUAAAUAUAUUUUUGGUUUUUUAUAAUUUCAGAGGAGCUAAUUCUCUAAGUUUUAACUUUUAAUACUUUUAAAUUGAACUCAACAAUGUCAUUAAAAACUUUGAAAAAUUUUCAAAUUUUUUUUAAACUAGUUACAGAGCUGUUUAACAUAAAAAAUACUUAAAAAGUAUCUUCGUAUCCUAAAUUUUUUUUAAAAAAAUUGGCUGGCAAAUCCUGUUAGUAGUCUGAGAGGGUCAAUUUAUCUGAAAUUAUUAGAAUUGUCUAAAAUAAUAUGAAUCCAUUUGAAUCCAUAAUUUUUAGAUUUUUUGUUUGUGGCAACACUGGAGAAAAUUUUAUUGAAAAAAGCUCAAUGAUUAAGAAAAUUAGUAAACACUAGGAACCGCUCUAAUUUUUUUAUGAUAACUCUUAUCGUAAUGCGAUCAGGAGUAGAAACGUUUGCCUUAAUUUAAGCUUUGAAAAAAAUAUAACGAUAAUGAAUAUUGGAAAGUUUACGAUAUGUUAAAAAACAUCUUUGAUGAGAAAUCCGUUUUAUACUUCUCCUGAGUUAAAUGUCUCAAAAUUUCAAUCGCACUUCAGACUCAAUGCAAAUCGCUACAGCAGUUCAAUCUAGCUUAAAUUUUGCUUGUUUCUGUCUUUUGAUACAAUUUUCAUUAUAAGCCUGGAGUUUGCUUUAACCUUUUUAUUUUCAUUAUUUUCUAGCCCAAGUUUUGUAACCCUGCUGCACUCUGUGAAUCUUCCAUUUUAUUCAAAGAGCUAGCAUUACUGUUAAGAUUAAAUAAUCUUAGCUUCCACGAUUUCCAACCCACUAUAUUAUUUAAAUCAUCUCUUAAAUUCAUUGUUUUAAAUAAAAUUUUACAGUUUAUUGGAAAUAAAUUUAUUUAAUGGAUGAAUCUAGUCUAAAACUGUGAUAAAUUUGGAUUUUUUCUAAAAAAAUGUAUUUCAAUCCUUUUGUCGAUUUUACAUGUACAAAAAUUAUCAGUAUUGUUGCAAAAGUGAAUUGCAGAUUAUCGAUGGCAAACUAGCCUGCAGCGCGUCAGAUUCAUCAUAUUUUGUUCAUGCCUCACUUAUUUUAAUUAUUCUACUGUACACUGAAGGUCUCUUUUUUAAUAAAUAGAACCAUAAUGAAGCAUUUAUGUUACAGUAAAACAAUCAUAACUUCUACAAUUGUAUACCAAUUAUGGCAAAAAGUAUAGAAAUCAUUGAUUUGAAUAAACCAUAGAAAUCCAUAAAAACAAAAAAAAAAUAAAACGCAUAAAUCAGGUCCAAAACUGUCGAUAAAAUAGAAAUUUCUCUAGAAAAAAAAAUAGUUUUUCAUCGUUUUGUUGAUCAUGAAUAUGAAAAUAUCGGCAGUACUUCAAUUCUUAAGUAAAAAUGAAGUUCAAAUGAUUAAUAGAAAAUUUAUUCACCAUCAAUAUGUGAAAAAGAAAUUUAAAAUAGAUGUUAUGUAGCGGAAGAUAAGCAGAUUUCAGUGCAAGUACUUUAACUUUUAACAAUAUUUUAUUGAAAACUGGUCUUCUUAGAUAUGUUUAAACCUAAUAUUUAUCUAUAAAUUUAUUUUAAAAAUGCCGUAAACGAGUGACAUCAUCAAAAAUUAAAUUUGUUUUCAAAAGUGCAUACCCAUAUGCACCAGAGCCUGCAAAUGUUGUGGAAAUAUUGCAAUGAACAAUUUUGAAAAAAAAAAAAAAUAUUUUUAGUAUUUUGUUGGAAACCAAUCAAAUGGCAAAAGCUUAAAUGCCUAUCACUGCAUUGGUUUACCUUUUCGGAAUGGGUUAUUAUAUUUCUAACACCGUAUCAGGCUUCUAUUUACUUUAUUUCCAUGUCGUUUAAACAUUAUUAGGAUAUUGCAUUCUCGAAAAAUCUAGGCGGUGGCCAUAGGCCAUAGGUGGUGUCCGGCCAUAGACGGGUUCCCCCUAUAAGCGGUUGUACCUCAUUCAUCAGAAUGAGAAAUCCCCAGAAUUUCAAUCACCAGAAAACCACUUUCCCAGAAUUCUUUUAUCCUGAAUGAACCAUUUCUCAGAAAAUUUUUCGCCAAAAUAAACCAUUUCCCACAAAACUUUUCACCAGAAUUAACCAUUUUCCAGAAUUAUUUUCGCC
Messenger RNA from Uranotaenia lowii, 11257 nucleotides. Its product is annotated as mitogen-activated protein kinase kinase kinase 11-like. Lineage: Eukaryota; Metazoa; Arthropoda; Insecta; Diptera; Culicidae. The record is from RefSeq and is a predicted model, not a curated record. The coding region runs from base 269 to 3808 and encodes 1179 amino acids. Gene Ontology annotation, molecular function: JUN kinase kinase kinase activity; protein binding; ATP binding. Gene Ontology annotation, biological process: protein phosphorylation. The transcript is spliced from 11 exons.